UGAUUGGCUGGAGGAAAAACUAGAAUCCAAUCAGUUGUCUAGAUACAAAUUUUACAUUGAAGGCAUCAACAUGGCCGACGAGUCAGGGAAAGUUCCCGAUACUAUUGAGGUAACAAAAGAUGUUCUGGCACCAGCAGAUGGGCCCAGAGAAAAUCUUAUAAGUACUGCUGUGAAGUUCUUGCAGAAUCCCAAAGUCCAACAGAGUCCACUGUAUCAGAGGAAGGCAUUUCUUGAAAAGAAAGGUCUCACCAAAGAGGAGAUAGAUCUUGCUGUGCAGAAGGCAGGAGUAACUGACCAAGCCACACCCCAACCCCAACAGGCACAGUACCCCCCGGGGCCGUUCCAGCAUGCACUUGCUGUGCAGCCACCCCUUCAAGCACCGCUGCCAUCGAACUGGGUGAGAGUGAAGGAUUUCACCACUACCGCUGUCAUUGUAUCCAGCAUCUCGUAUGCCAUGUACAGAAUGUAUCAGCUGUACAUUAGGCCCUGGCUCCAGGGUAAGUCAGCCCAGGAUGACAGUCGCAUGGAUCGCCUGGAGCAGCAGCUGGUGGAGCUGCAGAACCUCAACCAGAACAUGGUCCAGGUCCAGGAGACGCUCAAGUCCAUCCAGGAGUCGCUGACCACACAACAGGCAUCUCUGGCAGCAAUCACUCACACAGCACAGGGUUCCUACACUGCUGUGAAGGGUAAAGACAUGGAUCUUUUGCAAGAUGUGAAGACUGAGGUAUCCUCACUGAAGGGCUUGCUACUCAGCAGGCGUCAGUUUCCCCCAGUUCCGCAGACAUCUCCAGUGCUUCCAUCCUGGCAGAUGUCCACAUCCUCUACAACUCUGGCGUCAAGUGACAGUUCCUCCAGCCAAUCAAAUGACACAGGGACAAGUUCCAGUAAUAACGUGUUGGAGGGAGCAUCCAGUCAAGAUGCUGAGAGAUUGGCUGGAACAGGGGGAGACAACUCCAGCAGUAGUCAUGAACAGAUAAACUCUGAUUCUGAAACAGUUUUAGUAUCAGAAAGUACCGGUACUGACCAAUCACAGAUGAAUGGAUUAGAGGUCAAAGGUGGUGAGCCUCACUCUGGUGAUGAGCCUCAUUCUGGUAAUGACAACCUCAGCAAAACAAGAGAGCAUUCAGAAGAGGAAGCCCUUCAAGCCAUUUCUUCUUCAUGAAGUCUGUGAUCGUCGUUGCUGGAAAAAAGCUUGUGAUUUGGAUAUAACUGUUCAUUAUCCCAAC
Molecule: messenger RNA, 1226 nt
Organism: Haliotis rufescens (red abalone)
Lineage: Eukaryota; Metazoa; Mollusca; Gastropoda; Lepetellida; Haliotidae
Product: peroxisomal membrane protein PEX14-like
Exons: 9
Coding region: 71-1162 (363 amino acids)
Biological process (GO): protein import into peroxisome matrix, docking
Cellular component (GO): peroxisomal importomer complex; peroxisomal membrane
Molecular function (GO): signaling receptor binding
Source: RefSeq, a predicted model, not a curated record